Molecule: messenger RNA, 9409 nt
Organism: Bombus huntii
Lineage: Eukaryota; Metazoa; Arthropoda; Insecta; Hymenoptera; Apidae
Gene: scaf6
Product: calcium homeostasis endoplasmic reticulum protein
Exons: 9
Coding region: 150-2540 (796 amino acids)
Biological process (GO): RNA processing; intracellular calcium ion homeostasis
Cellular component (GO): perinuclear region of cytoplasm
Molecular function (GO): RNA binding
Source: RefSeq, a predicted model, not a curated record
UAUUAAUGGCGACUUCUAGCGUUGUCGUGUUCAUUGUGAAAAAAUAAUGUUUUCCGGAUCCGUACCACAAUCGUGUACGGAAAAGUGUUAACGAAAGUAAUAACAAACGUGAUCGAAUUCGGUGUAAAAGUAAAAGAGUAAUCGUGAUAAUGGACCAGGCACCUGCAGAUACAGAGUUACGGAACAUCAUAGACAAACUGGCUCAGUUUGUGGCUCGCAAUGGACCGGAGUUUGAGCAGAUGACGAAAAACAAGCAGAAGGACAACCCAAAAUUUGGUUUCCUGUUCGGUGGAGAGCACUUCAACUACUAUCAAUACAAAGUGACUACAGAGCAAGCCAUUUUAAAGCAAAAAGGAAUAAAUCCAAUGCAAAAUGCAGACCCACGUUUAAACGUUUCGCAGCAGCAGCAGCAAACAGCCGCUACCGUCGCACAGCCACUGAAUAACGUCAAUCUUGCACCUGGCCUAAAUACUCAGAACAAUGGAUUAAAUCCAGUUGUGGGAAUUGGACCAGUGGGAAAUCAAGGUGGUCCAGUUAUACCUGGAGUACUAGGACAAAUUGGAGGGCCAGGAAAUGCAGGACCACCAAUUGGACCAGUCCCUGGUGCUAUGGGAGGUGUGAAUCCAUCUAUUGGUGGUGUUACUCAACCGGUUAACAUUGGCGGACCUCCUGGAUGGCUUCAAAAUGAGUUAGCAAAUCUUCAGUCACAGCAGACAACGCUACAGGAACAAGUUAGACAAUCAGAACAAAAUCUGGCUGCGCAACAUGCUGCAUUGAUGGCGCAACAACAAGGAAGGGUUGAGGAUGCUGUGAGACAAGCUCAAGAAACAGCUUUACAAAACAGUGCACAAAGCACAAACACAGACCUUGCUGCAUUUGAUGCGGUAUUACAACCUAUCAUUGAUAGUUGCACAAAAGAUAGCAUAAGUGCAGGGAAAGCCUGGAUACUUCAAAAUUCUAUCAGUCCACAAAGCAAUCAAGUUGUUGCAGACCAUUUGUUGAAAAAAGUCAUUCAGGCAACCAAUUUUAGUCAUAAACUCCAUAUUAUCUACCUGGUCAACGAUGUCCUACAUCAUUGUGCAAGAAAAAAAUCUAUGGAUCUUCGCAAGGCAAUGGAAAGUGUUGUUGUUCCCAUGUUCUGUAACACUUCAUUAGCUGCAUCAGAAGAACAACUUAAUAAAUUAAAUAAGCUAUUAAGUUUAUGGGAGUCAAAAAAUAAUUACUUUGAUGAAGGAAUUAUAGAUAAAUUGAAACAGCCAAGCACAUCUUGGUCUGAAUAUCAGGCUAACUUGGUUGAACAACAUGCCAGCGCAAUUACACCGAUUACUACAUCAACGAAACAAACCUUUGAUAAUUAUCAAGCACAACAUCAAGCGUUUGUUACACAUGCUUUGAGACAAAUUCAAAAUAUUGAGCAACAAAAGAUCGCAAUUGAUCAACAAUUAAAAGCUCCUCCUCCACCACCACCGCAAUUGAACCAACAAAAUAUGUCUCUGCCACCUAGUCAUUCCGGUCCUCCUGCUCCAAUAAGCACAGAUGUAAAUUUCAGUCAACCGCCACCUGGAUGGGGUGUACCACCCGGGAAUGAACCUCCACCGUUUUCAAAUGUUCCAUUGCCAGAUUUUUCAAAACCACCGCCUGGAUUUGGCCCCCCACCUGUUAUACACGAGCCCUCUGUCGAAGAUUUAAUGCCCAGUAUGCCUUAUUACGAACUUCCUGCUGGCUUGAUGGUACCUCUAAUUAAGUUAGAAGAUGCCGAAUAUAAACCUUUGGAUCCAGAAGCCAUUAGGCUUCCACCACCUGCUCCUCCAAGUGAACGACUAGUAGCGGCUGUAGAAGCAUUCUAUGCGCCACCGAACCAUGAUUCUCCACGGGACAGCGAUGGGUGGGAAAAAUUAGGUUUAUACGAGUAUUAUAAAGCAAAGAAUGCCGCGCGUAAGCGUAAAGAAGAAGAUAUAGCAGCUGGUAUAAGACAAAAAUCAAAAUCGCCGUCACCAAUUCUAAGGCCAAGAUCCAAAAGUCCUAGUCCACCAAAGAAACGAUAUCGAAGUAAAUCGCGAAGUAGAUCACGCUCAAGAUCUAGAGGUAGAAGCAGAUCUAGAUCUCCUGCUGCUAAUCAUAGACGUAACAGUCGAAAUAGCAAUCAUAAUAACAGAAGCAGAAGGAGGAGAAAUAGCAACAAGGAUCGAAGUCCUGAUAGGAGAAUGGACAGGCAAGAUCGAAGUCCAACUCCACCCAGUUUCCUCGGAUCAACCUACAGUAAAGCUCCUCAAGAAAUUAGUCUCGAUGAGAGUAACAAGGGUCAUCAGUUGCUCAAAAAAAUGGGUUGGGGCGGUGCGGGACUUGGUGCCAAUGAACAGGGUAUUGAAGCUCCAAUAUCGGGGGGUGAAAUUAGGGAUAAAAACGAUCAAUAUAAAGGCGUCGGUAUUAAUUUAAAUGAUCCAUAUGAGAACUUUAGAAAGAGUAAGGGACAAGCAUUCAUAACUAGAAUGAAAGCAAGAGCAGAAGAACGUGCCGAAGAAAGGGGUGAACGGGACUGAAUCUAAUCAGGAUAAAUAAUUAAUUUGUCUAUAAUCUUUUCGGUGAAAUAUAAUUAUCGCAUGCAGUAUGAAUUCGCAUGCUCUCACAAUCGUAGUCGACACAAAUUUCCAAUGAUCAAUGUUCUACAAUCCUACAAUGUAAUUUGUGUAAUGAUUUAUUUUAAUCUUUUUAUUUUUUUCAAUCUCUAUUAGGAUAAUCAACGUUUUAUAUCCAUUCUCUUAUUUCAUUGUAUAAACGUUAUAGGAUAAUUGUUUAUUACUGAAAUUACAAAGUUACAACGUACAUUUAUAUAUAUGUUAUAGAGUUGUAUAUUCUUGUUAUAAGUAACAAUCAAUUAUUUUAUAUUUUUAAUUCAAAGAAACAGAGAAAGUGCAUUGACUGAAUAUUGUGUCGAUCAUUCGUGGGCGCAAAUCAUUUAUCUGUAUAUUUCCAAUUGAAAGAAAUACUACGAGUGAAUGAUGAAAAAUAUGAACAAUUGUUUAUGAACUUAAUUGCUUGUCAGUUUAUAAAUAAGACAAGGGUUACGAAAGUUUGCUGUUACACUUGCAGUGAUUGUUACAUACUAAAUUCAAUUUGCAUGGUGCAUAACGCAAAAAGAAAAAAUAUAAUUUUAUGUAUCUUUUGUACAUUAUGUACAAAACUAUUCGAUUUUCGGCAAGGUUACCGUUAAUAAUAAUAGAUGGUUUGUCUAUCGAUAAUUGGAGAUAUCUUGAUUAAAAUAAUAACUAAGUACACCAAAAGGAUCGAUUAAUCAAUAUUGACCAAUCGCACGGUUUAUGAUCAUCACGAACAUGACAUGCAAGAUUACAUAUUAUGUAAUUGUAUUCUGCACGGCAAAAAAAUUCAUUCUGUUUCCAUAUGAAACGAUAAAUUAAUUCGCUGAAUGUCUAUAUAAGAGAAUAAGAGAAUAUCGUGCACUAAUCAUCUUUACAUGAGAAAAAAUAUAUGAAACUAAAAAAGUACUUGUAUUUAGUAAGUUAAUAAAUGAUUAUAUUCGAUACAUAAGAUAAAAUCGAGGAAUAAGCAUUCUAUGUUUAAAUAUAAUGGUAGAAGAAAAGAAUUGUAGAAAGAACGAGAAAAAGAGAGGAAAAAUGUUCUUAAUUAGAGUUAGCACGUCCUCGAGGCGUGCUAUUGACGUACACUCGUACAAACUCUGCAGAAAAUCAUCGUAGAUGUUGUUAAAGAAAAUUAAUUUAAUCGGUUCAAAGAUAUUCCAGAAUAAUAAUGUUCUUAGACUUUUUAUACUGGUAGAUUUAUCAUCAGCUGUCACGUGCACGCGGAUUCAAAGAAAAAUAAAAAGAUAACUGGCUAGGAACAGCCGACAUCCGAUGGCAUUGUUAAUCGUCAGUUGCCUUCUUGAACUCCCCUAGUGGCAGUCGAUAUUGGAACCGAAUAUAUAAAUCCAACGUCAAACCGGUUUCACAGCGAUAACAGUCAGAAGCCACACACUUGGUGGCGUAAACAACACCGGAAAGAUGUGUGCGUUUUCCUAUAGCUAUUCUAUAACUUCACUCUCAUUUUAGUAUUCUUUUUACAUAUAUCACGCGAUAUAUUUUUAUUGAACGAAAUCUAUACGAAAGAAAUAUAAUAAAAUAUUUACGUCGUAACAGAUUUCGAAGUGUCAACCAAGAAGUUGGUGUUUGUACAUUUGGAAAGGUCAUUUAAUAUCUAUUGAGCAUCUUAAUUUCUAUUCAGUAUUUCUUUUUCUUUUUGUCAUAAAUACUGUGUAUCAUGACAGUCGUAAUAUCGUUCGAUAAUAUUUGUCGAAAGUCCCAAAGAUAAGUAAUUUGGUUCCCAAAGAUCGUAAACAUUAAAUUCGACGAUGAUUCUGCAGUAUUAACGGCCUCCUUGGAAGUCAAUUUCGUCGAAGGCAAAGGUCGAUGAUAAAAUGCAACAGUUAAAACAAUAGAAAGAAAAAAGGCAGGAUGAAAUUAAUAAGUGGAGAAAUAUAGUUUGUGGGAGAAUAUUUUUUUCUGAACAAUUUAUAUAAUAUAGCAUCAUUGUAUCGGUCUCGAGAUGCAGUCAUGCCGAUGCACUCGAUGGUAAUAUACGUACUUUGCUUGCGUGAUCGAUAACGAAAUAUAUAAUUUCAAAAAGAAUAUACAGACGCCAAAUAUACAUUGGAUUGUUUUAUAACUGCAGUGUAACCAAACACGAUCUACCUCUUUCGCAAAGCAUGAUGUCACGUUACAAUAAUCGUGUAUACGUAACAACAGAUUGGCACCAAAAAGUCGUGUUUUUUGUGGAUCGAUCGAUUGCUUAUCUCGAAUCGAAAGACGAUUGUAUUUAAAAGAAUCGACUGCGUUCGUGGGAAACCGGUACGUAUGUGUAUAAGUUGGUCGACUGAUGCAACACGUUUAAGCAAAACGUGACAUCGAGGCCGAAAAUGUAAGAAUAAAUAUGUGUAUGAGGAUAUGCGAAGAUAAAAAAAUAGAUUACGUUAACGAUUUUGACGGUGGCACGUAACCAUUGGUACAUGCUUACUCCAGAAGUGUUAUUCUUAAAACAUAAUAUUUAAAUUCGCGACUACAUAUAUUCUUCGAAAGAAAUCGGAAAGUGAAUGGAUUAAUACAUUUACAAGAUAUUCUUUUUCGUUCGUUUUAAUUUGCUGCCUUUUAAACCAUCAGAUUUCCAAACUGAUGCGUAAAUACCUCGCGUUAUACAACGAUAAAAAGGUAUAUUUUUAGUAAUUUUUAGAUCGAUAUUUCACAUACGUAAGAUUUUUAAUAUUUUGAUGAUUUUAUUUGAUCUAUGUUUGUUCCGUUUUAAAUAUGCCAAUGAAAAAUGAAAAACAUGACCUUUCGAAUAUUCGCUCCAUUCAUGAAAUGAGCAUUUAAUUUUGCGACACGGAUUGUAAUGUGUAGACAUCGAUAAUAUUAUUGAUAAACUUUUACGUAUUGGAUAGAAUUUAAAUUUUCGAAACAGUGUUUUGUAUCUGCAGUGUAGUAACAAUAACGAAGUUAACAAGUUAUAAAAUUACACAUUCUGAUAUCAACUCUGUUCUGUUAAGACAUAAAAGUAAAAAAGGUAAGAAAAAAUCUAAUCAAUACAUAAUAAGAUCAUAGCACUUCGUGUGACGCCAUUCUAAACGACGAAAAAGAAUUUGUAUGCGAGUAAAAUGAGUCUCGUAUUACUGACUGCAUGUAGUAGGUGCCACGUAUCAUUUUACCCUCAUUUGUCAAGGUUUUCACGGACGUUGUCAAAUUAGAACGACUCUCCUUGGACCUGUUACGUUCAGGGUUCCAUAUAAAGACAUAUCGCAGUUUCGUCGCUCGAUCACAACAGAUUGCGGCAUUCUUCUAUGUUGUACGAUGAACAUAAUAACAGUCUACUGAAGUUAUGGUAACGUCGAAUAGAAUGAAAUAAAAGUUUCACUGAACGAUCGAAAUAUUCUCAAACUUACAGGAACAUGAAUAUAUAAACAUUUUUAGACACGAAUUGCCCGUGUUAUUGGUAUCAUCAACCUUGUGCCAUUUUUACAUUUGUUCGACAAAUGGCGAAUAAAUUGUCCAUAUUAUUAAUUUUAAUUACUUAUAGCGAAUGUUAAGAGUAUUUUUGCAAAUUUUAUAAAUAGGACGUAUACUAGCAACAGUCGCGAAGAAAAUAAUUCAACUCUGCAAUAAUUAAUUCACCGAUUCUCAAGCAGUAACUACCUUUUGAAAGUCAACUAUAAAUCACGAUCUGUCGCAGGUAACAGGUGACCUCAAAGUAAUCAGAAACCGGAUCUCGCACUCGAGCCGCGUAUUUAGGCCGGAAGUGCGUCUCUAAGGUUCGCUUUAAAUAGUCACUCAGCCUGUUGGUUUCCUUAUAAAGUAGGUAUCGAUAACAAGCACCCAUCGUUGAUUUCAAACCAACAUUCUAGACAAUCUAUUCUUAGUAUUAUGAUAACAGAGUUAUAAUUAGCUCUUCGUCUUGGUAAUAAUUACUCUGCUAUGGAAUUUUAUCUGAAUUUCAAUAACACGCCAUUACAAAAUAAAUAUCAAAUUGGAUCGAUAUAUUUAUUAAAAAAUACCAAAAACUACCGCCAUUUCCCAUAUUCACGUUAUUUGCAAAUAGAACAUUCUAAACAUUACUCGAAUGAAAUAACGAAUAUCUGAAACGUCAGAAUAAAAACUUUCAUUUAUAUCGUGUAACUUGAUCCAACCAUAAGUUAGUUGUUCAAAUAAAAUAGAACAUUCCUGAUCACACUUGUUAUUAAUCGAACUCUCAUUUCUCAAUCUUAUUACUGAAAAUUUUAUAUGUUGAUUCCUAUAUUUUGCAGGAAAACUUGGUCAAUCUGUUCGUGUAUACAUUGCAAUUCUUUUUUUUUUUUUUUUUCAAUUGCUUGACACCUCCUCCUUUCGCGACCGAAAGGUGCACGCAAAGAGACGCCACGAUGAACGUGUGCAGUGAUCGGCAUACCUGCGUGUCGGUUGACUCGGACAGAGAAAACGGGUUAGCGUGACUCGUGAAUUAGAGAGAACCGCGUGCAUUCGCAACAGUGCCGGUAGAGGAUCGCGGACGAGGAUAGAGAACGCGUGGAGUCGCGCGAGUGGAACGAGGACGACGAGAAGGUACCGCGUUGCAUUCCACGUGAUCAAGAGAAGGGCACGCCUCGGCCGUCGAGUCACGCGCUCGACCACGCGUUUAUCCUUACCGACACGUGCACGCAAUGUGUCCGACCGCGCACUCGGUAGAACAGAGAGCUGGUUAUUUGCGCAUACGGUGCACGAUGACAUCUCUUGGACGUUAGUCCAUUAUACACGUCGAAUUACGAACGAUGCGACACCGUGCGGUUGCAUCAGAUUCCCGUGUAAUCGUUUGACUUUGGAAAUGCAACCUCUUUCAUACGGAUCUGUUUAAAUAACGUAACUUUUCCAUUGUGUAAUAUCGCGUCCCCGCGCUAUGUCGUUCUUUUAGAAUUAUCGACUUCGAUCGAGGUAGCUGAAGGAUAGGCGAGUUAUGUAGCACAAGCGAAGUUAUGGUAUCCUUCUGGAACGCUAUAUCGUACUUACACAGGCUGGCUGGGAAUUAUUGGUUUUUACAGAAUUAGGAAUUCAAUGUACCAUUGGCAGUAUAUGUAUAGGAUUUUUCAAAAUGAAUGUUCAAAGCUGAUCGAUGAAUAUUUCUAUUCUCCAUAUUUGGAUACGUAUAACAGCGAUCAACGUAUUGAAAUUCUGCAACAAUUAUUUUUAAUUAAUUCUCGUAUAUGUUAAUGUUCACAGCUGGUAGUUUCCCCGUGUGCUUUCAGACAAAUCGUUGAUUCGUAUCGCGAAGAUUAAAUUGGAGCGUGAGAUACCGUAGCGUAAAUACAUUGUCCGAUGAGCUGCGUACUAUAAAAAGGAGAGAAACAUUCGUGGGAUUUUCAGGUUCAAGUACGAAGCCGUGUUCGAAGUUUAUUUCUUGGGAACGCGCGGACCUAUCAGGAUUUGUUCACGGGAAUCGAAAGCUGUCCAGGGCGAGAAGGAAACGCAACGUAACCGGCUGUAAUUAUGUGUCGGCCAGGCGAAUGUUCUAAUUUGUCAAGGACAAACGAGCGAACAUUGCUGCGAAACGUGAUUUUCAGGCGAUAAUCAAGGGGAAGCACCUCGAUGCAUUCAACGAUGCAAUCACCGUGACGUAAUUACUUUCACGUGCCCUCACUCGACCCUUGUGUAACGUUCUUCUUUUCCUCUCUUUUUUUUUUUUUUUUUUUUCAUCGUUGUUCUAAAACCGUGGCCACAUCAAUUUCACUUUGUCGCGUCAUUACUAAUUCAACGUUCUUCGAUUUUACGUAAUGCGGAUUGCGUGGUCUUGAAACACUACGUCAAAAUUGACACGGAGUGACAGAGGAACACAGGUGACGUACUUCAUUCAUAAAAAUUUAGAAGAUUCAUUCGAGAUACAUUGUCGUAGAUAUUAGAAGAAUGACUACAAGGUACGAAAGUAAUCGUAAUACACCGUGUUUGUGAAAAAGCUGCAAACAUCGUUGAAUAUUCAUCGACGUGUGUUCACCAAGCUGGCCGUUUUAUCUAAAAGUCACGUAGGCAUCACAGUUGAGACAUGGUCACCGUUUGAACGAUGCAUAAUUUAAUUCCAGCUCAAAGAGGAAUCGUCGAGUGCUCUAGAAGGAAUUUAAAUUGCUCCGUCUUGUAGUAGAAUCCGGAAUCAAAGGUUAAAGAUCCGUCCACGAUAACGACGCCCUAUCGGGCCUAUCUGUGACGAACCGUUCGAGUACCAAAAUAUCGCAGACCAUACGUUACGGUCAAUUGAUGAGCAUUAGGUUCAAUAAUUUGGUUUUGGAACGAGUACGAAGACCAAACCGAUUAAUGCAUGACACGGGACACGUAAUGGUGUACCAGAUCAAGAAUAGCUCGGAGUCGCCACAGAUUGCGUUUAUUUUCUCCUGAGCCGUGCAGAAAAUAAAACGCCUAUUUUCGAAUCGGUCGUGUUACGCGCGUACUCGUGCAUACGUCAAGUUCGUAGCCGCUUUAAAGGGAGAACGAGCCAAAAUCUUCACUAUCUUGGUAAUAUGAAUAUUUAAACCGAAUACAUCGUACGUCGAAUAUCGUAAGAUCGUUUGAUCCAGCAUUAUCAACAUUAUCGGACAUUGUCGAAUAUGGUCAGUAUCCUAAGUUAAUAUUUUUCACGGUAUUGCUUAUUGCCUACAAUUAAUCAGAGAAAUUUAAUACGAACACCGUUGAUGUUUCCUUUGUUUGCAGACUGCCUCGUUCGUCUUGGAAUUUCUUGUCCACCAGCAGGCCACCGUUUACAUAAGAUGUCACAGUAGAGAGAAAGAGAAAGACGGAGUGAGAGAUCGAUCUACGAUCAUCGGCUCUAAAAAAAGAAAUCGGGAAGUAGGAAGGAAGACAGAGAAGAAAAGAAGAGGGCGCCAGUACAGAUAUAUCGG